AGCAAAGGAGCUGACUUCAAUGGCUCUCUAAUAGCACCCAGCCCUGCCCAGACAGUAGCUGGCCCAGUAAAUCCUAAACUCUGCAUACAGCUCCCAGGGCUCUGGUAAGACCCCAGCUGACCUAAAUCUCACAUGUUAUGAGCAGCCAUAAAUGCGUGUUUUUUUCUAAAGCAAUGCCAAUUUUUCUUUUGUGGUAUAUAACUAAAACCCCCUUUAGGGCAUUUAAUACAAAUGGCACUGAAAGAGGAAGAAGUCUGCUUUUGAUUUCCUUUUUCUUUUUAUAUGGGUUAUCUCAGAGGUUUUACAUUUAUUGUUAUUAUGGUUAGCAUCUAUUUCUUUCUAUUACAAAGAACUGCCUCUCCUUAAAAAAGCCUUGAGAUCUUUAAUUAUAUGCAGGCAUCUAAACAGUCAAGUUUGUAUUAUUAGCAUCAUGAAACAUACUGAAUCUGUGCUGUUAAUAUAAACAGAAUCAGAACCGUAGAAUCAUUAAGUUUGGAAAAAACCUCUAAGACCACCAAGUCCAACCCCAACCCACCCCCACCACAUCCCUCAGUGCCACAUCUCCAUGGUUCUGGAACACCUCCAGGGAUGGCCACUCCCUGGGCAGCUGUGCCAUUGCCUCACUACCCUUUCUGAGAAGAUAUUUUUCCUGAUAUUCAGCCUGAACCUUCCCUCGUGUAACUUGAGGCCAUUAACUCUUGUCCUAGAAGAACACAACAGUGUACCAAAGAUGAACUCAUACUGAGCUUUGUUACCCAUCUUCUCAAAAUACCACGGUUGCUGUCAUGAGAAGGAGUUUGUUGGAUGGAAUGUGAAAGAAGACCAAUUACUGGGCUUCAAUCUCCUGUCAUGCUACCAAUACUGCUGAGAGCACUCAAUAAAUACUGAACACUUACAGUAUUAAAAGACAAAUAUCCAGGUUGGGUAUCAGGAAGAAUUUAUUCUCCAAAAAGGUGGUAAUGCAUUGGCACUGCUGCACGGGGAGUGGUGGAGUCACUGUCCCUGGGGGUGUUCAAGAACCAUGGAGAUGUGGCACAGAGGGACGUGGUUGUGGGGCAGUACUGGUGACAGAGGGACUGUUGGACUGGAUGACCUUAGUGGUCUUUUCCAGCCUUAAUGAUGCUGUGUGAUUCCGUGAUUCUGUGAAAGCUCAGUGUCUGGAUGCCUUUGGGCUUGGGGAGCUAUUUCAGCUCCUGGGAACCUCGCAGCGACAAUUUACAUAAGCAAAUGUCAUAUGCCAUAAAAUAUAUCCCAAAUUAUACAGUUGCAACAUAUGUAUUGCAUAUAAGCUAUGAUAAUUAGGUGCAGUAUAUGUGUAUAAAUUAUAUCCUGCAUUUUUAAAUUGCCUUCCCAUACCACGAAUGGGGCUGCAAAUCAGGGUGCUUGGGUGCUCCUCUGAAGCGGUGACUGAAAGAUCUGAUCUUCCUGGUGAGGCUUCAAGGGCUCACCUGGAUCCUAAGAGCCAAGUGUGGAUUUGGGACAGCGCGGACAGGUCAUUCAUCCAGAAUGCCCGAGGAAAGUUCGCCAAAGCGGAGUCCUCAAAACAUCCCAUACAAGGACCUGCCCCACAUCGUCAACGCUGAUGGGCAGCACCUCUUCUGCAGGUACUGGAAGCCAGCAGCAGCUGCCAGGGCCCUCGUGUUUAUCGCUCAUGGCGCUGGGGAACACUGCGGCCGUUAUGAUGACUUGGCCCAGAGGCUGACAGAACUUAACUUGUUUGUAUUUGCCCAUGACCAUGUUGGCCAUGGGCAGAGUGAGGGGGAUCGGAUGGUUGUCUCAGAUUUCCACGUCUUCAUCAGGGACAGCUUGCAGCACAUUGAUCUCAUGAAAAAGGAUCAUCCAGGGCUGCCCAUCCUCAUCCUGGGGCACUCCAUGGGGGGAGCCAUCUCCAUUCUGACAGCCAGUGAGAGACCCGGUGACUUUUCAGGCAUGCUGCUAAUCUCUCCUCUGGUGGUUGCGAGCCCAGAAGUUGCCACUCCCAUCAAGGUUUUUGCAGCAAAAGUACUCAACCUCGUGCUUCCAAACUUGUCGCUGGGAUCCAUAGAUCCAAGUGCAAUUUCCCGGAACAAGAAGGAGAUGGAAUCCUACACAUCCGACCCCCUGGUCUACCACGGUGGCAUGAAGGUCUCCUUUGUCAUCCAGCUGAUGAAUGCCAUCACCAGAAUCGAGCGAGCUCUGCCCAAGCUGACUUUGCCCAUCCUGGUGCUGCACGGCUCUUCUGACAAGCUCUGUGAUAUCAAAGGCUCCUAUUUACUGAUGGACACGGUGCAGAGCCAGGACAAAACACUGAAGGUGUAUGAGGAAGCCUACCACGCGCUGCACAAAGAGCUGCCUGAGGUCACCACCUCCGUCUUCACAGAAAUACUGACGUGGGUCAGCCAGAAGGUUUCAGCAGCUGGAGAAACCAGCCAGACCUAAGAGCAAUCCUUUCUGCAGCUCUUACUGGGGUUUUCUGGGAAUAGAAGCUUUCUGUAAUAGAAUUCUCUCUGGAAAAGAUCUAGCGUGGAGGGACUCGUGGGAUAUUUUGCCAUGCACAGUGUAAGGGGUGGGGGAAGAGGCACAGGGUGGGUGUUACUCACUGGUGUAGAUGACCCUUGUCAUAAUCUGAGGAAGCACUGACAGCUGUGGGAGCGGCCCCCAAAGCCUUCCAGGUUGGGUAAUUUUACUGAGAUUCCCCUCACUCACGGAGCUUCCUCCAUCACUUCCUCUUCUCUGCUUUCGCGGGGGCGGCGGGGGUGUAUUUAUACUGCAAUAAUUUUUUGGUAUGUUAAAGAAGCCAGUAUCUUCCACUUUGCAGUUUCGAUUCCCUGUCCCCACCACCCGGUCCCUUCCCAGCCCUGGCAGAGGAGCGGACGAGCGUAGACUCAAACCCACGCAGCGCAUUUGCAAACCAGGCUAUUCCCAAUGCCAAACCCCAUCGCCUCUGCAAGAUGAACUAUUCUGUAAAUAGUUGUAGGGGCUGCUUUUUUUCCCUUCUUUCCUUUUUUUUUUUCCUUUUUCCUUUCCCUCUUGGAAUUAAUCAUUUGCGCUACUGAAACUGAAAAAGCAGAGUUAUAUGAGAAUAUAGUAAUAUAAUAUAUGAUGUAUAUAGAGGUGGCUGGGAGCUGGGGAAGAAAUGGGAGGAGAAGCUAAAAAAGGUUAAUUGUUCAUUCUCUUGGCGAGGAAUAAUGUCGUCCUAUCAGGAUCCAGCCCUCUCACCAUAACUUUACAGUCAUAACAUGUUGUUGCCCCUCCAUCAGUUGGAAAAUGUCCUGAAAAACCCGCUAUAGAGAAGCAGAGAGCAUCUGGUGGGUAGGGAUUAGCAGCGGGCAUCUUCAUGGUCCACUGCUCCAGCAGGAGACCCACCGCGUGACCCCACAUUGUGGCCAAGCUCCUGCCCACCUCCUGCCGUGUACCUGCCCCUCUCCCUCCGCUUCUGCAAAUGAGGACACGGGGCCUCUCCCACAGGGACAAACCUCAUUAUGGGGUCUGGUGCCCCUGCCCUGGGCUGGAUCCUGCCCACCAUGGGGGUCUUACCCCUCCCUCCUGCCCUUGGAGCCACUUCUGGAGAGAUCCAGGAAAGGGACCUCAGUGCAAUAGCAGGCAGAACCCAUCAACACGCCGGCGUGCAGGAUGCAUGGGUGCAGGUUGUGUCCUCACAAUCGCCCCUACGGGCCCAAGUCAGGAAAGCUCUGUUAUAGAGGUGAAUGCAAGCACUUUUCCACUUGUGUUCUCCUGCCCUUAAAGGGAGGAACCACUUGGAGUUCUCCCAGCACUGCCAACUUGUGAUUAAAACACCAUUCCUGUGCAAUUGGGUGCUCCCACCCACCCCUGCUAAACCUGCAGCCACUCUCGCACUGUUGCUUUGCUUCAAAUUCAUUUUCCCAAGCAAGGUCCCUCCGUGCCAGAUGCUGCUGGGAAAGGCACAGCAGCACCAUGGUGGGAACAAGGCUCCCCAGGAGCAGGAGCCACACGAGUGUGAUGCAGCAGUGGCAGAUGUCGCAGGGGUCAGAGCACGAUGAUGACUCGAGGGUGGGAUUUUUGAAAGCACUUUUCCCCAGGAAGUCAGGAGGAACGGAUCGAUGCCCCCAUUCUUUAUGUCCCAAAUUGACAAGCACUUUGCCAGGGAGCAGGAGGGUCAGAGCCCACUGCCUGCCCCAGGGUCUGCGGUCAGUGCCUUGCAGAGCAUGUCUCGCCCACGACACAUCUGCAGCUUGGAAGAAAGGAAAGGAAGGCAGUUAUGUGCAUCUGGGGAACUCUGUCCAGUGGUACUGGCUGCCCAAGGGAAGCUGUGAUUGAAAAUCAGGUUAGCAAGCAAAUAUGUACCUGCUGCUCCCUUACCCUGCACGUAAGCUACUUUAUAUUGACCCAGUUCAGUUUCCCCGUGCCCUGGAGGAAUCCUUCCUUCACUGACCAGAUUAGCAACGAGCAGAGCUACUGCCAAGGGAAAUGUAAUUAAGCUAUUUCCCAGCAGCAGGUACCAUGUGCAGGGAGCACAGCCGGCCUUACGAAUGUUGCUGUGCAGAGACCAGUCUGCCUUGGAGAAGAGGUGGCAUCCGUGACCGAGCAAUAGCAACGUGCAACUGCCAUCCGUGCCACCACCUGUAGCACUGGGAGACCAUUCCCCUCUGCCCACCACAUUUUCCAUGGAGCCUGUUCUUUUUGUACCACUCACCUUAGCACACUGCCAGCACAGACCCUUGGAGAUUACACUUAUUUUUCCAAGUAAUUUGUCUCUCUUGUUUUGUUGUGUCCCAGUUCAAUAAAGUACAUUUAUAUAUAUAUACAUAUAUAAAAGCAUAUAUACAUACACACGUAUUUUCAGUGGGAAACCAUAUACAAGUUUAGGAUUCUUAAAGGAAUACAAUGUAUAUUGCAACUAAUAAUAAAGUUAUGUUUUCUGAA
This is a messenger RNA of Gallus gallus (chicken), 4884 nucleotides long. It is a transcript of the gene MGLL, whose product is annotated as monoglyceride lipase. The record is from RefSeq and is a predicted model, not a curated record. Bases 1507 to 2418 code for a protein of 303 amino acids. NCBI's taxonomy places the organism in Eukaryota, Metazoa, Chordata, Aves, Galliformes, Phasianidae. Gene Ontology annotation, molecular function: lipase activity. Gene Ontology annotation, cellular component: membrane. The transcript is spliced from 8 exons.